Cajanus cajan (pigeon pea) is the source of this 1152-nucleotide messenger RNA. RefSeq names its product SNF1-related protein kinase regulatory subunit beta-2. Gene Ontology annotation, molecular function: protein binding. NCBI's taxonomy places the organism in Eukaryota, Viridiplantae, Streptophyta, Magnoliopsida, Fabales, Fabaceae. The record is from RefSeq and is a predicted model, not a curated record.
UUUAAUUUUCUUUCAAACAUAUUAGAAUUGUUUGUGUUUUAAGGAUAUGGAGAGAUUUGAAAACAUUAAGAAUGUGAGUUGGUAUAAAAUGUGGUUAAGUAGAGGUGGUGGUGUGGUGAUGGUAUUGGUAAUUGACAAUUGGUAUUGUUGAUCACCCCUCCAAACUCGUCGGAGAAUAUUCUUAUUAUUAUAAUUGCACGAGUGCUUCGCUUCUUAUUCUCUCCAACUUGCAACUUUUCCCUUUCAUUCCUUUGGUAUCCUUGAGUUGAUCAUGGGAAAUGUGAACGCCACUCGUUCAGAACAAGCAGAAUCUUCUGCAACUCAUGAGAACGCCAUGCCUACUCACUCCCCAUUCAUCUUCACUCCUCAGGUUCCGGUGCUUCCACUACAAAGAGCUGAUGAGAUGCAUGUUCCGAGUUCAGGGUAUGCAGAUAUGUAUGCUGAACCAGGAAUUCCAACAAUGAUUACUUGGAGUUAUGAUGGAAAGGAAGUAGCAGUUGAGGGAUCGUGGGAUAAUUGGAAAACAAGAAUGCCCCUGCAGAGAUCAGGGAAAGAUUUCGCAAUAAUGAAGCUACUGCCCUCUGGUGUUUACCACUACAGAUUUGUUGUCGACGGACGAAAGAGGUACACUCCAGACUCUCCUUGGGCACAAGAUGAUGCUGGCAAUGCUUACAACAUCUUGGACUUACAGGAUUAUGUUCCUGAAGACAUAGAAAGCAUUUCUAGUUUUGAGCCUCCUCAAUCACCAGACUCGAGUUAUGAUAACUCACAACUUAGUUCUGAGGAUUAUGGCAAGGAGCCACCAUUAGUUCCUCCACUCUUGCAAAUGACAGUGCUAAACGUGCCAGCAACAAAUAUGGAAAUCCAACCUCCUAGGUCAAGACCUCAACAUGGAGUGCUGAAUCAUCUUUACACGCAGAAAGGAAAGAGCAUUCCUUCAGUGGUUGGCCUUGGUACAACUCAUCGGUUUCUAGCCAAAUAUGUCACUGUGGUGCUGUAUAAGUCGUUGCGAGUUGAACCAUGAACAUAAAUUAUAAACGACAUGGAGCACAGUUUAUAGAGCUUCACAUAGUAUAGUUAUAUGCCAGAAAUGGGAAAAGUCAAUAUUGUAUCACAUAUAAUGCAGUUGUUUGAUGAUCAAUCAUCAGGCAA